CGGGGCGGCGGCGGCGGGACGGGGCCGGAGCCGCGAUGGAGAAGCCGCGGCGGGCGGUGGUGGUGACGGGGUUCGGCCCCUUCGGGGAGCACGCCGUCAACGCCAGCUGGAUCGCCGUGCAGGAGCUGGAGAAGCUUGGGCUGGGAGCUGACGUGGAGCUGCACGUCUAUGAGGUGCCAGUGGAGUACCAGACGGUGCAGAGGCUGAUCCCUGCGCUGUGGAAGAAGCACAGCCCACAGCUGGUGGUCCACGUGGGGGUCUCAGGUAUGGCUACAACUGUGACCCUGGAGAAGUGUGGCCACAACGUGGGCUACAAGGGGCUGGACAACUGCCGCUUCUGCCCUGGCUCCCAGUGCUGCGUGGAGGGCGGCCCGGAGUGCAUCGACUCCAUCAUCGACAUGGACACAGUCUGCAGGAGGGUCUCAGCCCUGGGGCUGGAUGUCACAGUCACCAUCUCCAAGGAUGCUGGCAGGUACCUCUGUGACUUCACCUACUACACAUCCCUGUACCAGAGCCGUGGGCGGUCGGCCUUUGUCCAUGUGCCUCCCCUGGGCAAGCCCUACAGUGCCCAGCAGCUGGGCAGGGCUCUGCAGGCCAUCAUAGAAGAGAUGCUGGAUGUCUUGGAGCGCUCUGAAGACAAAAUCAACUGCCAGCAUGAACAUUGAGAGUGGGCAGAAGCUACCCUAGUAUUGCACUUCCAAACCUCUCCCUGCUACUGAAGUACUGGGGGGAAAACUGGUCCAGAAAGGUCCAGACCCAGAAUUGGAGACUUCAAAAGGAAAAGAAAAACAAACAGAAAGGAAAAUUCCACCUCUAGAAAUCGACUUUUUGUUUUGGUCAGAUGUGUUUCAGCCUAGGCAACAAAGGAUCCAAAAGCUCUUCCUUCAAACUCCUGCAGCUGCUCAUUUCUGAAGGGGCUGAGGGCUGUGUGCUGUGCUGCACCCACAGCCAGGUCACUGCUGCUGCCCAGGCUGGCAGCAGGCAGGUGGGAAGGUCCUCACCUGGGCUGGGUGUGUGCAGGUGUGGGGAGCUGAUAACCCCAUCUGGGAGUGACCAGUGCUGAACCUGCAAGGUUUGCUGUCCUUUCCUUUUGGCUUUUGCUUUUCUUUCCUUUUGGGCUUUGCUUUACUUCUGGCUUGUUGGGGUUUUUUCCCCCUCUUUGGCCCAAAUUCUAGGUUAGAACUUAGAGCUGAAGGCAGCUGGAGUGGUGUGGGUCAGGCUGGAGUGGCUGAGUGGAGAUGAGGAGCCUUCAGAACUGCUUUGCUGAAAUGGAGCAAUGCUUUGGGGCACUGAUUUCUCACCCCACAUUGUCCACACUGGGUCCUUUCUAACAUCCUGGUGAAUUGAAC
This is a messenger RNA of Dryobates pubescens (Downy woodpecker), 1349 nucleotides long. It is a transcript of the gene PGPEP1, whose product is annotated as pyroglutamyl-peptidase I. Gene Ontology annotation, biological process: proteolysis. The record is from RefSeq and is a predicted model, not a curated record. Gene Ontology annotation, cellular component: cytosol. Bases 36 to 665 code for a protein of 209 amino acids. Gene Ontology annotation, molecular function: pyroglutamyl-peptidase activity. The transcript is spliced from 5 exons. NCBI's taxonomy places the organism in Eukaryota, Metazoa, Chordata, Aves, Piciformes, Picidae.